UGUUUCGCAGCAAUGUGACCAAGAUGUCUGCGAAGUAAAAAAACUUGCUCACGAGUAUACUGUCAAAGAUAAUUGUGACACAUUAUCGCGCUCAUCGCCAUACAAGUUUAGUGAACGUCGCGUCAAAGUGUGUUGUUUCGUCACGUUCUACUUGUGAAACAUCUUGCUGCGACACCGACAAGAUGUCCGAUUAUUUCACGGAAAUGGGCUGGACGCCUCUGAGCGACGGAGAAACGCCAAAUCAUUUGAUUCAAAUGGCGCGGUUCCUGCGGGAUUCUGGCAUGUGGGACUUGCUCGGACAAGACAAACUUCCGCCGCCGGCCUCAAAAUCGGUGGUAAAAAAUUUGCCGGAAGUCAAGAUCGAACGUGCUGACCCAAAACAGUGUCCGGUUUGCUUGAAGCAGUUUGAGGCGAAUGAUAAAGCGAAUUUGAUGCCUUGCCAUCACAUGUUUCAUCAAGAAUGUAUAUUACCUUGGUUGGAAAAGACCAAUUCGUGUCCGCUUUGUCGUUACGAGUUGCCGACGGAUGACGAAGAGUACGAAAUGUACAGAAAGGAGAAGAAACGAGCGGUCGAGAGAGAAAAAGAUUUGGAAGCUCUACAUAAUUCGAUGUUUUCUUAGAAAAUAGAUGUAAAUAAACUCUCACAAUUUUUUUUUGUCACAUUGUCUUCGUUUUUAUUAUAAAAUAUAUAACAACACAUCAGUCUUACAAAAAAAAUAGCCUAUUUAAUAUGAUAUCGUGUAAAGAAGAGAAAAAAUAUAAGAAACUGAAAGU
This is a messenger RNA of Pseudomyrmex gracilis, 774 nucleotides long. Its product is annotated as E3 ubiquitin-protein ligase RNF181-like. The transcript has a single exon. The coding region runs from base 183 to 620 and encodes 145 amino acids. NCBI's taxonomy places the organism in Eukaryota, Metazoa, Arthropoda, Insecta, Hymenoptera, Formicidae. Gene Ontology annotation, molecular function: ubiquitin protein ligase activity. The record is from RefSeq and is a predicted model, not a curated record. Gene Ontology annotation, biological process: protein ubiquitination. Gene Ontology annotation, cellular component: cytoplasm.